CAAACGCUGAGAAGGAGAAGAAACGCUGAACAUUCAAAAUGAAAGGCUGCAUUUUGCUCGCCGUGGUUAUCCUCGCACUCCUGAGGAGCAGCACUGGCUCUCUGAUUGUAAAGGGGCCGGCUGAGCCAAUCCUGGAGGGGCAGAGCGUGACUCUGGAAUGUCUUGACUCGGAAUUGGAAUACAACAUGAGCUCAGUGCACUUCGAGAAGAUGUCAAGGCAUUUCAUGGCAUGGCAUAGCCUGGAAGGAAACGGUUAUGAAUAUUACUACCGACGCUGUUUCAUGUAUGACAUGGACAUAAACAGGGAAGAUGGACGUCUGCGCCUCACAAUCCCAAGAGUCCAUAGCUGGACUGCUGGAAUGUUCCGCUGCGUGGCUGACAACACCACCGAUGCAGACAAUUCGUCAGAGCCAUAUGAAGUAGUGUUUCACUAUAUGAAAGACCUUACUGUGCGCCAAGCUGGUCUUGCCAAGGCCGCCAACUACUUCACCUCGCUGGAGGAAUUGAAUGUUCAGCUAGGGGAUGAUGUGGAGCUGGACUGCUCUGCCUCUUCCUCUGAGGAUCCUCAGUACUUCUGGGUCAAGGAGGGAGAAACCUGGAUGGUGCCCUCCAGUAAGCUGAAGCUGUUUCAAGUGAGGGAUCUGGACAGUGGAGCAUACACCUGCACGGCUCAGCACCCCACCGUGAGCUCCCUCAGCAAGAAGCGCACCGUCAAAAUCACUGUGCUGCCGGAGGAGGCCGCAUGGUAUGAAUCAACAAAUGGACGCAUCUAUCUCAUGGCCUCUGCAGCAGGCGUGGCUCUUCUGAUCAUCAUCGUCUCCAUGACCGCCUUCUUGUGCCGCCGGGCCAGACAGACCAAGAGCAAGGGACCCAUUGAUGACCACUCUCAGAAGAAGCCCAUCUACAGGAACAGCGUGGAAUCCCUCACCUCAACUGCCGGAGACAAUCAGCCGCUGGUGUAAUGAGGGAGAUUGAUGGAGGAGAGGAGUAAGUGGAGGAAAGGGAGCGUCGAGGGUGAGGAGAGACAGAGACUGCCAGAUUGGAUAAGAGAUAGUUUUGUUUGCCAGCGAAACUCCGACCGUGAAUGGAAUUGACGGCGGUAUGAAAAGUGUGCGUCUGUGUUUGUGUGUAUGAGUGUGUGUGUGUGUUUGUGUGUGCACAAAAAGAUAGGCAGACAUGAUUGUUUCAUGGUAAUGGUUCCAUUCCAGCAGGUUUGGCAGCAGAACUCCUUGACAAAAGGUGUGCAAUUUUCUCUAUAUUGAUUUCACAAGCUAACAAAAUUGAGAUUCACUCUUGUUGUCAAAAUUUGAGACUGUGCUUUCUGACUAUACUGGUGUGAGCUUUAAAUUUUAGGUUUUUUUAAGCUAGUCAUUCUGGCAGCCUUGAGUUAUAAACAACAUUCCAAGCACUUUUGCGUCUUUACUUGUUAAUCAUUCUGGGAUUGUUAUUAUAUACACUUUUUAAAUGAAUUGUUUGAGAUUACUUGACAGUACCUUAAGAUUAUAUUAAAUUCUACUGAAGCACUUUAAAUCGUUUUUUCACUGGGUUUAUUCCUUCUUUUGUACAUUUAAAAAAUAAUUAAACUGCUUUUAAAACAUUAGAAA
Trichomycterus rosablanca is the source of this 1604-nucleotide messenger RNA. RefSeq lists its product as uncharacterized. Gene Ontology annotation, biological process: cell-cell adhesion. The record is from RefSeq and is a predicted model, not a curated record. Bases 39 to 962 code for a protein of 307 amino acids. The transcript is spliced from 7 exons. Gene Ontology annotation, molecular function: cell adhesion molecule binding. NCBI's taxonomy places the organism in Eukaryota, Metazoa, Chordata, Actinopteri, Siluriformes, Trichomycteridae. Gene Ontology annotation, cellular component: plasma membrane; cell-cell junction.